This is a messenger RNA of Colletotrichum navitas, 1904 nucleotides long. RefSeq lists its product as uncharacterized. The record is from RefSeq and is a predicted model, not a curated record. The coding region runs from base 1 to 1440 and encodes 479 amino acids. The transcript is spliced from 3 exons. Gene Ontology annotation, cellular component: trans-Golgi network. NCBI's taxonomy places the organism in Eukaryota, Fungi, Ascomycota, Sordariomycetes, Glomerellales, Glomerellaceae. Gene Ontology annotation, biological process: Golgi to plasma membrane protein transport.
AUGUCACUUUUCACCGCGCAACUGCACCCAGGACGGGCUCUGGGAUUUCUCGUUCUUGGAGCCUCUUUGCAUGAUGUCUUGACGCGACUGAAGGCCGAGCCGCAACGUUUUCCACAACUCCAUCUCGCCUACUCUCGAGAACUUCCGGUCGAGCAGCCUGUGACUCUAAGCCUUCCCGCCAACGGCAUACGCCUGCGCUUCGACGGCCCCGAGCAGCGCUUGCGCCUGAUAGAGAUUGUCGACUUCACAAAGAAUCAUGUCACGUUUAAGGACCGCGAUCUUGUCAAGCCCGCCAACUCCCAGGGCCCGCCGUCGUCGCCUGUCCCCGGCGAGUCCACCUCCGGACCAACCUUCAGACAAAUCUACCACAGGUUGCUCGGACCAACAUACGGCGGAGAGUUCAUACCGCCAACCCCAGAUGCCCCCGACAACCUGGGAAACUACAUACUUUCCUACCCCGGAGUUGCCUUUACCUUCCGACUGGCCGAAUCGGCAUACUCCCCCACCAAGGAUGUCGUUUCGCUGCUGUCUUCGGCCCAGAGCCAGGUACCCACCUCCAUGGCUGUCUUCAGCGGCGAUUCGUGGGCCCAGGCCCGAGAGUGCCUUUGGACCGAGAUCCUGCCAAGCGUCAAGACGGUACCUGUUCUUCCAAGAGGGAAGGACGUGGUUCCCGACGAGAUAUCGCUCGUCAAGAUUCACGGGGGUGGAAAGCUACAACUGUUUCGCAAAAUGACGAUACACAAGCUUCGGACGGCCAGCCACAGCAGGGCUCGUUCAAACGGUGCUGAUCUGCACCGCCCAGACGAUCUGACCGAUACCGAUCAGUCGUCUGCAAACACUGGCUCAGAUGACUCCAACGACGAAGCGGUGGAAGAAGACAUUGCCGGAAAUGUUUCCGGAGAGUGCUUCUACAAUUACUUCUACCUGGGCUUUGAUGUGCUGGUUUCAACACCUUCGCCGCCAUCGAGACCGCCGCCGGCUCAGCACGAAUCUCAGGUACCGCCGAGCAAGCCUAUCAAGUCGGAGUCUCCCGACCGCUUGGUUGCCACGAAGUUGGUUCUCCACGGCAACGUUCCUGGCUCGUACGAGUUCAAUAGACACCGCCGUUGCCGCUGGGAAGUCAGCUAUCUUGACGACGGUUCCCCUGGCACGGCAGCAAACUCGGAGACGAAAUUCACAGAGAUCAAGGAUAGACUGAACGAACGAUGGAACAGCGCGCACCCGGAAGGCGACUCCAGAGCUCCUCAAAGAGGCAUGGUUCUCAACCGGGGCUGGGGGGAUAGCCCCGGCAGCAGCUGCGAAUUCCUUGGAGGCUGGGAGGACAGCGGCGCCAAGAGACUCGAUGGCAGCGACGAUUCCACCACCACACUAUUUGGGUUCCCCGGUCUCGUGUUUGAGGUGCUGAAGAACGAUCAUGUCAACACGGUGACUGUGUUUUAGAGUUUGGACUGGGCAUUAAACCGGCAGCCAGCUGUUAUGGCCAUGCUGCGAGCGGAUUCGCUGCGGCCCUGGCCGGGGACACGAGGCUAGACGAUAAACUACGAUAUCCCUACAAGAAGCUUGGCUUAUGCUCAAAUCCAGAUGCACCUUGGCACACCACCACCACCUCCCUUUUAGGCUCCGUUGUUGGGCUUAUCCGCCAACUCAACAUGGAACAGCAAUGACGUGGAUGCUGCCAGAUUCCUCGUUUGCAAGGCUUCUUCAACCAUCCACUUGCAAGAGUCCCAUCUGAUUUCGCCCUUCAUGCAAGCCAGAGAUGGGACAGUUGAGCUUUGUCCUCGCUUUACUUUACUCCUCGGUCUGAGUCGGUUUAUGUUUCGGGAGCCAAGGGCAUUGCCACCAGCACCUACCACGUUGUAAAGCUCUAGCAGCUAGCUCCGAGCAGGCCGCUUGUGUCCAAGACA